This is a messenger RNA of Periconia digitata, 1011 nucleotides long. Lineage: Eukaryota; Fungi; Ascomycota; Dothideomycetes; Pleosporales; Periconiaceae. The record is from the annotation of a GenBank genome assembly.
AUGGAAAAAGGAAUAAGCGAGGGGUGGUACCGCUCACGUGACGCUGUUUGUGCCUUCCAAGACCUUGCAUCCGUGUCUUCCCAAGAAGCUCAUGACAAGCUUUCCGACGCGGCCAAAACCACAGGUGCAGCACUUGUUUCCAACUUGCCUACGCGACCCCCCAUUGCAGCGAUCCAGCGCCUCUUUGAGAAAUUAUACGCAGACAGCUCCCUUGCUUCGCGCCUGAACGCUACAUAUCCUAAGCGUGGCGUCUUCAAGGACGCUUGCUUGGCACCUGGCGCAUCUACAAAGAUCGACCAGAAGACGACAAUUGACCUCUCCAUCGGCCGCCUGCAGUCUAUUCGCCAGUCGGACCCAACUCUUGCAGAAGCUUUGGGCCAAGAUUUCGACGACGUUGUAAGCUUCUACACCUACAUCGAGACUGAGGUACUUCCUAUCGUCACGCGAGCGACAUCCUCCAUUAGCGGGCUUGAUUUGGAGCCCACUCACAACGGGACCAACAACCACCUCCGUUUGAUCGACUAUUUCUCUUGCCCAGAACCGUCUGCACCUAGGUGCGGUGAACACCGCGAUUACAACACGUAUACAAUCGUGUUCCAAGACCGCGCCGUAGGCGGGUUGGAGUUUGAGAUUGACGGUACCUGGAAGCGUGUCCCCGCUAGCGUGGAUGCUGUUAUAUCCUGGGGCUGGUGCGGUGCGAUCUUGUCCAACGACGCCGUGAAAGCCGCCAAGCAUCGUGUACUACGAACCUGGCCGCUGGCCAGCCGAAGGACUACUGCUGUUGUCUUCGUGGCACCCGAUCUCGACACUGCACUUACGCCUGUGACUAGAGCCGGAACGGGGGAUGCAGGAUGGCGUCAAGAGAUACUGGAAGGACGCAUCACUGUUGGGGCUUUCAAGGAGAUUAUAUCCAAGAAAUGGAGGAGACGCGAUGGCAACGAGCCUGGAGAAGUUGUCCAAGGGGCACAGGACCAGGAAGUUCAAGAAUUCCUCAAGCCUUUGCAAUCCUAA